Drosophila ficusphila is the source of this 1067-nucleotide messenger RNA. It is a transcript of the gene eIF3j, whose product is annotated as eukaryotic translation initiation factor 3 subunit J. Gene Ontology annotation, cellular component: cytoplasm; eukaryotic translation initiation factor 3 complex. Lineage: Eukaryota; Metazoa; Arthropoda; Insecta; Diptera; Drosophilidae. The transcript is spliced from 6 exons. The record is from RefSeq and is a predicted model, not a curated record. Bases 135 to 845 code for a protein of 236 amino acids. Gene Ontology annotation, molecular function: translation initiation factor activity.
CACUCUACAGGUAUUCUGUGGAUUUGGUUUUGGAAAAUUCCCCUCCCGAAAUCGCUGCGAGACUGGAAACGAGUCGAUCCUAGCACAAUCAAUCUGAAAGCACAAACCCCGCAGAUAUAUACAAAACCGCAGAUAUGGCCGACGACUGGGAAUCCGCAGCGGACAGUGAGGUGGUCAUACGGCCGAAUGCCGCCGCCAGCGUAAACAAGUGGGAAGGCGAGGACGAGGAUGAGGACAUCAAGGACAGCUGGGAAGACGAGGAGGAAAAGAAGGACGAGGAGAAGCCCACGAAAACAGAAGCUCCAGCCAAAACCAAACCGAGCAAGGCGCUAAAGGCCAAACUUGAGCAGCAGGCGCGUCUGGAGGAAGAGGCGGAAGAGCAACGAUUGGCCAACCUCUCUCCUGCGGAAAAGCUGGCCGAGAAACUGCGCCUGCAAAAGAUCCAGGAAGCCUCUGACCUUAAGCACGCUCAGGAUGCUUUCGGAGUAACGAGUACGGCCGGCGGCCUAGAAGCCUACAAUCCAGAAAGCAAGGAGGAGUUCAAGGAGUUCGGCGCCACACUUAGCUGGAAAAUUGCUCAGUACCGCGAGUCGGAGUACUUCCCCCAGUUCGUAGAAGAUCUGGUGCGCAGCCUAUGCGUGAACCUGAGCGCCGCUGACAUCAAGAAGGUCAAAAUGAACGUUGAGGUCUUGCACUCGGAAAAGCUUAAGCUGGAAAAGGCCAACGCCAAGAAGCCCGCUGGAAAGGGCAAGGGCAAGGUCACGCUUCGCACCGAGAACGACGAUAUUGACGGCUACCAAAAGUACGGCAAUGACUUCACCGAAGAUUAUGACGACUUUAUGUGAAUAGGAUCUACCGUAGCCCGCAUAUAUAUAAUUAUUGAAUACAUAGUUGCUUGUUGAAGAGUCUUCUUGUUAGAGAUGCUGCGCAGGAAUUUGGGUCCUUUGUUGAAUAUAAAAUAGCAGAACCUAUAUAUAUACAUAUAUGUACAUAUAUAUUUAUAUGACCAUAUAGAACACAAAAUCACAGAGUUCUAAAAAUAAAACCACUUUCAAAUCGGGCCAAAA